Messenger RNA from Orycteropus afer afer, 633 nucleotides. The record is from RefSeq and is a predicted model, not a curated record. Lineage: Eukaryota; Metazoa; Chordata; Mammalia; Tubulidentata; Orycteropodidae.
AUGGCAUUUACGCAGGCUGGCGAAAGAACUGCUAUAUACUGUUUAACGCAGAAUGAGUGGAAACUAGAAGUGGCAACAGACAACUUCUUCCAAAAUCCAGACUCAUUCUACAAAGAAUCCAUGAGAAAUUCAGUAGAUAAGAAGAAACUAGAACAACUCUAUAACAAGUAUAAAGACCCACAAGAUGAAAAUAAAAUUGGAAUUGAUGGGAUUCAGCAAUUCUACGGCAUGACAGAGCUUGGGUGCGAUAGUACAGAAAAGCUAAAAGCUCUUUUGCCAAGGUUGGAACAAGAGCUUAAGGACACAGUGAAGUUUAAAGAUUUUUAUCAGUUUACCUUCACCUUUGCCAAGAACCCUGGACAAAAAGGUUUAGAUUUAGAAAUGGCUGUUGCAUAUUGGAAUUUAGUAUUAUCUGGGAGGUUUAAAUUCUUAGAUCUUUGGAACAAAUUUUUGUUGGAACAUCAUAAAAGAUCAAUCCCAAGGGACACUUGGAAUCUUCUACUAGAUUUUGGAAAUAUGAUUGCAGAUGAUAUGUCUAACUAUGAUGAAGAAGGAGCGUGGCCUGUUCUUAUAGAUGAUUUUGUUGAAUAUGCACGGCCAGUAGUCAGAGGUGGAAAGCACAGCACUUUCUAA